Nestor notabilis (Kea) is the source of this 825-nucleotide messenger RNA. Its product is annotated as tropomyosin alpha-4 chain-like. Gene Ontology annotation, cellular component: actin filament. The transcript has 7 exons. The record is from RefSeq and is a predicted model, not a curated record. Gene Ontology annotation, molecular function: actin filament binding. The annotation marks the transcript as partial. Lineage: Eukaryota; Metazoa; Chordata; Aves; Psittaciformes; Psittacidae. Gene Ontology annotation, biological process: actin filament organization; muscle contraction.
GCCGAGGCUGAAGUGGCUUCUCUGAACCUGGUGGAGGAGGAGCUGGACCGAGCCCAGGAGCGCCUGGCCAACGCCCUGCAGAAGCUGGAGGAGGCUGAGAAGGCAGCUGAUGAGAGCGAGAGAGGCAUGAAGGUCAUCGAAAACAGAGCCAUGAAAGAUGAGGAGAAGAUGGAGCUCCAGGAGAUGCAGCUGAAGGAGGCGAAACACAUAGCUGAGGAGGCUGACCGCAAAUACGAGGAGGUCGCCCGCAAGCUGGUAGUCCUUGAGGGAGAGCUGGAGCGCUCAGAAGAGAGGGCAGAGGUGGCAGAGAGCCGCGUGAGACAGUUGGAAGAAGAGCUGCGGACCAUGGACCAGACUCUCAAAUCCCUCAUUGCCUCAGAGGAAGAGUAUUCCUCCAAGGAGGACAAGUAUGAGGAGGAAAUCAAGUAUCUAGGGGAAAAACUGAAGGAGGCUGAGACCCGUGCUGAGUUUGCAGAGAGGUCUGUGGCGAAGCUGGAGAAAACCAUCGAUGAUCUAGAAGAGAGUCUGGCCAGUGCCAAAGAGGAGAACGUCGGCAUCCACCAGGUCCUGGACCAGACCUUGUUGGAGCUGAACAACCUCUAAGCUGUCCUGGGGAUCCCCCCUGUCCCUCAUCCCUACCCCACACGUGCACCCCACUGGCACGCUCAGGAUGUCAUCAGCUGAACUGCGUCUUGGCCAAAUCCUCACAUCCAUUGAGAAGGGAAGCCCUGCAGCCUUACACCGUGGCUCAGGGGCAUCUUGUCUGUGCACAGCCUGACUGGCUCUGUCCUGUCUUCAUGUCCAAAUAAAAGCAGUUUGACAAGA